AUGGCUGAUAACAAAGAAGAUUACGAGAACUAGUCCUUCGAGGCUGCUGAAAACAACGACGAAAUGGAUAAAACACCAGGUCAAGGGCAAAAUAAUGAAUAGGAUGAAUAGUAUUACUAAGAUUAACAAGAUGGUCAACCUACUAUUCAAGAUUAUCUGUAUUUUACCAGAAUUAAAAUUUAUCACUCUUUAGGAGCUGAGUAAUUAUUGGGACAAAUAUCAGACAUUAAGUAUGAUGCUGAAAAACGUAUCAAACAAGCCUUAUUUUAAAAACAGGAAAGAGAGAAAUCUGAUUUGGAGAAGCAGCACACAGAUGAAUUCGAGAACUUCACAAUGUCAUGGGAUCAAGAGAUCAGGAAUAUCUAAGAGACCUCUGCCAUUCUAAUUGAGUAAAUGAGACAGAAACACGCUCGAGAAAUAGAGGAGCUGAGAAUGUAUCUAGAGUAAUCAAUCUCACUUAACUUCAAGCCAUCUCCUGAAUUGUUAAACUUAAGGAAGGUACAAUAGACUCUUUCUAAAUAGAAAAAUUAUACUGAGGCUAAAAAGGUCUAAAAUGUAGUCAAAGAACUUGAAGAUAAGGAAAAUGAAAAAUAUUUAGCAUAGAGAGAGGAGAAGAUUAGAACUUAACUGGCUCAUAUGGAACACAAACACUCUCUUGAAAGAGAAGCACUUAGGAAGAAGAUUGACACUUAACUCAAGGAGAAGGAUAAGAUUAGGAAAGUAUAACAGCAAGAACUGCUUCAAAGAUUCCUAAAUGGCAAAAAUGAAUAAAGUUUGAUGUAGAAAUUAGAGACCAGUAAACUUAACAAUUCACUUAAGAUCAAGGGCUAUGCCAGCACUAUAGUAGGAAAGCAUGAUGGUUCAUUCAAAACAGUGUCCCCUCAAACACUUAAGAAUUGA
Molecule: messenger RNA, 900 nt
Organism: Stylonychia lemnae
Lineage: Eukaryota; Ciliophora; Spirotrichea; Sporadotrichida; Oxytrichidae
Source: the annotation of a GenBank genome assembly